GGCCACCAAGAACCAAUAAUCGCCAAAGACGAAGUACCUAAGAAGUUAACCUACAAUACUUGGAAUACGAAAACCCGCAAGGGGGAGUUCCAGCAGUUCGACGACGGACCUAGCGAAAUUCAAAAAUUGGGACACUAUGGUUAUGAAGUAAACCAUGCGGAGUUUGAGAAGGUCCGCCAAUGGUACUUCGAUACUCUCACACUCACAGCGACCGAUUCUCUCUUCAAUCCACAAACUGGGAAAAAUAUCAUGACGUUCAUGCACCUCGAUAAAGGUGAACAGUACGUUGAUCAUCACAACCUUUUCGUUUCUGCUGGGGAUAUCACGGGCUGCACCGCAAACCAUUGCAGCUUCGAGGUCGAUGACUUUGACAGCGAGUUGAAGGGUCAUAAUUUCUUGGCCAAAAGAGGAUGGUCACUCGUUUGGGGCAUAGGCAGGCAUCUGCUUGGAAGCCAAAUUUUUGAC
Molecule: messenger RNA, 465 nt
Organism: Colletotrichum godetiae
Lineage: Eukaryota; Fungi; Ascomycota; Sordariomycetes; Glomerellales; Glomerellaceae
Exons: 2
Source: RefSeq, a predicted model, not a curated record